Molecule: messenger RNA, 531 nt
Organism: Cordyceps militaris CM01
Lineage: Eukaryota; Fungi; Ascomycota; Sordariomycetes; Hypocreales; Cordycipitaceae
Exons: 3
Coding region: 1-531 (176 amino acids)
Source: RefSeq, a predicted model, not a curated record
AUGUGCGGGCAAGAAAUAGGUUUCGAGGGGAAAUCUGGGCGUGACAGGGGUUUACAGGGGUCUUACGGCCAGGCUUUUGAGCGAAUGAGCGCGCCAUGCUGGUGGAUCGAUAAGCUGGUGUUUGGCGCCGCGUGCCCCUGCAGCACGUCGCCAGAUCUGCCAGCCAGUGCCGCUUUCUCAUUGGCUGGUCAUGGCAAACGCCACAAUGCCAGCUGCCAGCUGCUGCGAGCAAACGGAGCAAGCCGAGCAAACGGACGGCCCAUUGGAAUCAUUGGAAUGCAACCCACCACCUCCCAGCCGGACCACCCCCUUCUCACCACUUACAUACCUAGGCACGAUAUUCACGUUCACGUUCACGUCGACUACACGGACCAUCUCCCAAUGCGACCCCGCAGCCCUCCGAAACUAUCAUUGUCGAGUCUUCACUGGCUCUUGAAGAAAGGGCGGCAGCCACGUCGAACCCCCUUUCCCUAUUUGGUCGUUCAGCACGAAUCAUGGCUCGUGUUAGUGCCCGUGCACGCGCCGGCUUGA